Molecule: messenger RNA, 4623 nt
Organism: Gadus chalcogrammus (walleye pollock)
Lineage: Eukaryota; Metazoa; Chordata; Actinopteri; Gadiformes; Gadidae
Gene: csf1rb
Product: colony stimulating factor 1 receptor, b
Exons: 22
Coding region: 85-3027 (980 amino acids)
Biological process (GO): protein phosphorylation; cell surface receptor protein tyrosine kinase signaling pathway; positive regulation of kinase activity
Cellular component (GO): CSF1-CSF1R complex; signaling receptor complex
Molecular function (GO): cytokine binding; macrophage colony-stimulating factor receptor activity; ATP binding
Source: RefSeq, a predicted model, not a curated record
CAAGGAGCGAGAAGAAUUGAGUAACAGAGUUUGUGGAGUUUAGAAGAGAGAACAUCGUCACCAACAGAUCGCCAAAGGGGACCGAUGCAGGCGUCCCUUCAGUAUGUGCUGUUCUUCAUGGUGGUUGACACCUUUGCAAAAGAAACGCCCUCCAUGACUCUGAACUCCAGGCUUUACCCGAAUGGGUCGGAGGUCGAGUUGGCAGCUGGUUCCUCCUUCACCCUGUAUUGUCAUGGUAACGGUUCCGCCGGAGGCUGGUCCAGCUCCGCCUUCUCGCUGCGUUUGAGAGACUCCUUGGGCCCCACCCUGGAGGUCGGACGCUCAAAACCCCGACACACGGGCACGUACCGCUGUGGGGACGCCUGGAUCCACCUCUACGUCAGAGACUCAGCCAAUCCUGCCAGUGCGUUCGAGGUUCCCAAACGUAUACCGAACCUGGAGGAAGGGCGGGACUUCCUGUUGGAGUGCUUGGUGACCGACCCGUCCUUCAGCCAGCUGACGCUCCGGCGAGAGCGAGAGCCGGGCGGGCUGCCUCUGGGCAUGGUGGUGACCUUUGACCCCCAGCGAGGCGCUCUGAUCCGGAACGUAAGCCCGGCCUUCAGUGGGAGCUACGUCUGCUCAGCUCAGAAGGAUGGCCAAGAGUUCACCUCCAAGCCUUUAUACCUGGUGGUCACCGGGUUGCGUGAUCUACCCGUCGUCUCCAUAGGUCAGGAUUCUUUUAUUCGUGUCGUGGGAGAGAGUUUGGAGAUAACCUGUCUCACAACCAACCCCGAUCACAGAGUCUCUGUUACCUGGACACACACGCACCUACAGGGGCUGGCCCUGACGGAGGGACAGGAGUAUAAGGACAAGACGUUCUACAAGAACCUCACGCUCACACUGCCCGCGGUCCAGGGGCGGCACGGCGGUCGCUACACCUGCACGGCCAAAAACCAGGCUGGCGUCGCCACGGCAACCGCCAACCUGACUGUCGUCGAUGCUCCUUACCUGAGGGUCUACCUCCUGCCUGUUCGGCAGGCUAACGUUAGCACCGCGCAGAUGACUGUGAGGCUGGUGGUGGAUGCUAGCGCUAACUCGACCUUUAGCCCCAGCGGGGCUAACGGUAGCGCGGGGGCGGCGCCUAGCGUGGUGGAGGUGUGGGAGGGGCGGGACGUGAGGCUGGCCUUCCUGACGGAGGCGUACCCUCCACUGCGGCACCGUCAGUGGGACACACCCUGGCUGAAUAACACCUCGCUCCAGGAGAGCACCAUCAGCCAGCCCGACAGGUUGGAAUCGUGGCUGCUUCUGAGAAAGGUUAGAUUUGAGGACCGGGGGAAAUACACAUUCUGCUUCUCUUCUCUGGUUUCCAGUGGCAACCGUACCAUCGAUCUCCGGGUUUACAGAUCCCCUACCGCGGUGAUCAAACCGAACGGGAAUCAAACUCUCGUCUGCUCCAGCUCAGGAUAUCCUCUGCCCGAACUCCACUGGUACAGAUGUCCUUGGAUCUCCGACACCUGUGGGGAUCAUCCCACAUAUCAGCUGUCAGAGGCCGACCAAUCAGGAGAGACCAAGGAGCUGAAUGGGGAAGUUCACAGGGAGCUGGCCUUGACGUUCAACGGUGAUAAUGUGACAGUGGAGUGCGUGGCCAGAAGCAAAAUGGGCGAGUCUCGUGUCCAGUACUACGUCCCUGUUUUGACCCUCCCUUCAAAGCAAGACCGUCCACCUCCCUUCUUCAACUCUAUUCUGAUUGGGUCCUCCAGUGCCGCUGUGCUUCUCCUCCUCCUCCUAUUGGCUCUCCUCUACAAGUACAAACAGAAACCUCGCUAUGAGAUCCGCUGGAAGAUCAUUGACGUUAACCAGGGCAACGAGUACACCUUCAUCGACCCCACCCAGCUGCCCUACAACGACAUGAAGUGGGAGUUCCCCAGAGAGCAGCUACAGCUGGGCCUGGUGGUGGGGGCGGGGGCCUUUGGGAAAGUGGUGGAGGCCACAGCCUACGGAUUGGGGGAGGAGGACAGCAUCAAGAAAGUAGCGGUCAAGAUGCUGAAACCCAGCGCUCAUUCAGAGGAAAGUGAGGCUCUGAUGUCAGAAUUGAAGAUUCUAAGCCACCUUGGUUACCAUGACAACAUCGUCAACCUGCUGGGCGCCUGCACCCGCGGAGGUCCCAUGCUGAUGAUCACAGAGUACUGUUACAACGGGGACCUCCUCAACUUUUUGCGUGGGCGGGCGUCCAUCUCAGCCGAAGAGGGGUAUAAAAACAUGGAGGGUAGCAGUCGCAGUGACAGUGGAAUCUCAUGUUCUGAAUACCAGGAAAUGCAGCAAGGUAACCAUCCUCACGGCCCACACACUCUCCAAGGUGAGGAGGACGGUAGAUUCAGUCUCCUGGAUCUCUUCCAGUACUCCUACCAGGUGGCCCAAGGGAUGGACUUCCUGUCAUCAAGGAAUUGUAUCCACAGAGACGUUGCUGCCAGGAACGUGCUGCUGACUGAGUUCCGCGUGGCCAAGAUCUGUGACUUUGGUCUGGCCCGCGACAUCACAGACGACGACAACUACAUUAUCAAGGGGAAUGCCCGGCUGCCAGUGAAGUGGAUGUCUCCAGAGAGCAUCUUCCAGUGUGUUUACACCACGCAGAGCGACGUCUGGUCCUACGGAGUUCUGCUGUGGGAGAUCUUCUCUCUGGGUCAGAGUCCGUACCCCAACGUGGUCGUGGACGCUCACUUCUACAAGAUGAUCAAAGCCGGCCGGCACAUGUCCAAGCCUGACUUCGCCACUGCAGAGAUAUACCAGCUGAUGAUUGGCUGUUGGAAUUUAGAGCCCACCCACAGACCAACAUUCACUGAGAUUGGCCAGUUGAUUAAGAACCUCCUCUCCACCAAUGAGGCACAGACGCAUCAAAAUGACCCGCGUUCAGACCUGGACAGAGAGCAGGGUGUUAGGACAGCCGACCAAAGGCUCAAAUCAGAGACUGAAGACGGCCCUCUACAAGACGUCUUUGAGGAGGCGGAUCCUCUUUUGAGGACGAAGAUGAGGAAGAACGUGUACCACUAAUAUGAAAUUAAUAUAUGAUAUGUAUAAAUGUGUUCUUAUGCUACAUAUUAUAUAUGAUAUAUAUUAACAGAUCUGUUAAUAUACUAUAUAUUACAUAAUAUAUAGUACAUGAUAUAGUAUACUUUAUAACAGAUACUAUAUGACAAUGUCUGUUAAUAUAAUGUAUUAUGUAUAAUACAUGAUAUAGUAUAUGAUAUACUUCUAAAAACUAUUUUAUACAUACAAUAUCACCAUGUCUGCUGAGAGAAACAUUGUAUACACUAUAUAAUUAUAAUAUAUAUUAUACAUAAUAUAGUCGACUAUACUACAGUAUAAACCAUGUAACAUCUUGCAUACAUUGCAAUUAUUUGGCAUUAUGACAUAAUACUACUAGUAUGUCAUCUUUAUUAUAUAGUAAAAACUUUUUUAUUAUUUAGGUAACAUUCUGCAUUAUUCUGCUUGAUUAUUUUAAUGUUUUUUUAGAUGUUUUUUUAGAAUUAUAAGGUGAUUUUGUGUUCAAAUCAUGAUGAGAACAUUAUUUUAAAUUGUCAAUUUCUUAAAUUAACUGAUGAUUAUAUUUACUUUAAUUGAUUUGAAAGAAUAGGAAAUGUUAACUAAAAAUAGAAAAUCUAUCUCUCUUUAACGAUUACGAUGACGAUGUGGACAGGGCCUAACUGUAACUGAAGGGAUGUGGGCGGGACCUAACACUUACGGUGUAGAGAUGUGGGCGGGACCUAACGUUACAGUUUUGGGUUGUAGGCGGGGCCUAACUCUUAAUGUGGAGAGAUGUAGGAGGGGCCUAACUCUUACUGUGUAGAGAUGUGGGCGGGACCUAGCUCUUACUGUGUGUGGUUGUGGGCAGUGCCGAACUACUCUGUGCGUUUUAAAUAUGAAUACUUAUAAAAGUAUUUUCAUUGAAAUUAUUAAAUAAUGUUGCCAAGUUUUUAUUAAACAUUUAAAAUCCAUACUAGACCAAGUGGGUCUAAGGUAAAGUGUCAGAACUGGGUCUAGGGUAAAGCAUCAUUACUGUCUAGGGUGGUAUCAUUACUGUGACUAGAGUACACUAUCAGUACUGGGUCUAUGGCAGAGGUUCUCAACCACCGGGCCGCGGACCAAUACCGGGCUGCUAAGGCCACAGGGCCACAGAGAUUAAGAAAUCAAGCAUUAUUUUUAUACGCUUAUUGCAUACUUGAAAACUGCUAACAGAUGAUGAAUAAGCUCAUCUUAAAUUUUUUAUUGCAUUGAUGUUUCAGUGUAUCAUAGUCGUGUUGUUUGACUAUUAUACUGUUACUGUCUAUUAAUAAAAUUGUGUUUAUAUUCUUAAUAAUGGUUGUACAGUAUCUGUGUUUAUUUGAUUAGAUGAGGCAGGUAUAUAAUGGUUUGUUUCCUGGUCGGGCCUGAAACAUACUGAAUGUAAAAUAUGCAUACUGGGCCUCAGUAAUAAAAAUAAAAGUAUCAGUGCUGGGUGUAGCGCAGUAUAUGACCCGGGAAGAGAGAAAACCAAGAGGAUUAAUCAUACAGAUGACAAAUAAUAGAAAUUUCAUUAAUUUACUCAUUUAUAUCCCUUAGCAUUCAGACCUGAAAACUUAACUCAUGUUGUGUCCCUUAGCGUUCAGA